Striga asiatica is the source of this 2290-nucleotide messenger RNA. The record is from the annotation of a GenBank genome assembly. NCBI's taxonomy places the organism in Eukaryota, Viridiplantae, Streptophyta, Magnoliopsida, Lamiales, Orobanchaceae.
GAUGAUGUCUGUGCUAAUUCGGAAACUACCACAGGGACAGGGAACUCCGUUUUGUUAAUACCUAAUAAUAAUAUAUUGCCCGUUGCCCGUAAAAAGCACACGCAAAUCACAUCAUAGUCUCAUCAAGCAAACCGCCUAAAUCUUAUAAUUAUUUCUAAUUCUAAUUCACAUUUUAUGGUACAGUAUUUAUGCUUUGAUAAUCUUCCUCUUCUUCCGCAAUUUGCAUCGUAAAUCCGAUUCGACAUCUUUCUGGCGAAGAAAAACGUUGUUCCACUGCACCUCGGUCUAGAAUUCGGUGCUCCGCUCAAUGGCGAUAUUGGAGUCGCCGGAGAGUCUGGACACGACGUCGUCCAGCGCUGAAAAUGGCCACGGUCGCGACCACGCCACCACUUUGCGCCGCAGACCGAGCGCGCGGUCUGUUGAGCCACUUCUCGAGUCCGAUUCCAGCUCCCUCGAUGGCGAGACCGCUGUAAACGACGGAGAACGAUAUCAAAGUGACGCUAAUUCGGCCGCGAAGCUCUGUGGAGGAGCUAUUGAGUCAAACGAAGAGCGGGAAGCGGCAACGGGAAGUGAAGGAUUCACUUGUGGCAAGGGCGAGGCGGAGAAAGUGAAGGAAGGUGAUGGCAAAGGAGUGGACGCUUUGGCCGUCAAAUUUGCGUACAGGCCGUCGGCGCCAGCUCACCGCCGGAUCAAGGAAAGUCCUCUGAGUUCCGACGCAAUCUUUAAGCAGAGCCAUGCAGGUCUCUUCAACCUCUGUAUAGUGGUGCUUGUUGCUGUAAAUGGCCGGCUUAUCAUUGAAAACUUGAUGAAGUAUGGCUGGCUGAUCAAAGCAGGCUUUUGGUUUAGUUCGAAAUCACUGAGGGAUUGGCCACUUUUCAUUGUAAGUCUUCCAGUAUUCCCACUUGCUGCAUUUCUUGUUGAGAAGUUGGUGAAACAAAAGUAUAUACAUGAAUGGGUUGCUGUCUUUCUUCAUGUUGUAAUAACGACGACUGAAAUCUUGUAUCCCGUUGUCGUCAUUCUUAGGUGUGAUUCUGCCGUUCUGUCAGGAGUGACCCUAAUGCUCUUUGCUUGCAUUGUGUGGUUGAAGUUGGUUUCCUAUGCUCAUACAAAUUAUGACUUGAGGGUGCUUGCAAAGUCACUUGAUAAGUGGGAAGCAUUAUCUAGUUACUGGAACAUGGACUACUCAUAUGAUAUUAGCUUCAAGAGUCUGGUAUAUUUCAUAGUUGCUCCUACACUGUGCUACCAGCCAAGUUAUCCUCGUACAUCAUGUAUUCGGAAGGGUUGGGUGGUACGCCAACUCAUUAAAUUAGUGAUAUUUACAGGAUUUAUGGGAUUUAUUGUUGAACAGUAUAUAAACCCAAUCGUACAGAACUCGCAACAUCCUUUGAAAGGAAACCUUUUGUAUGCCGUCGAGAGGGUCUUGAAGCUAUCAGUUCCAAAUUUAUAUGUGUGGCUCUGCAUGCUAAACAUACUCGCUGAACUUCUACGGUUUGGUGAUCGUGAGUUCUAUAAGGAUUGGUGGAAUGCGAGAACAGUUGAGGAGCCAGUCCAUAAAUGGAUGGUCCGCCAUAUAUACUUUCCAUGCUUGCGGAAUGGGAUACCAAAGGUAGUUGCAGUUUUGAUUGCCUUCCUCGUGUCAGCUAUUUUUCAUGAGUUGUGUAUUGCUGUCCCUUGCCACAUGUUCAAGUUGUGGGCAUUCAUCGGACAACUUGUGGCUACUGUGAAAAGGGAGUUGUUUUGUGGUGUUAAACUUAAGGUGGGAAAUAUGAUGUUCUGGUGUUUUUUCUGUAUCGUUGGUCAACCAAUGUGCGUGUUGCUAUACUACCAUGACUUGAUGAACCGAAAAGCCAGUGCAAGGUAGGCCAUGUUCCUUCUCUGAGAAAGCCUCCUUGGUGUAGAAAAUAUAAAUCCUUUUAGUACCAAACCCUUUAUGCAAUGGAAAGAAUAAAAUAACAACCAAUUGUUUGCCAAGUGAAAAAUCUGGAGCCGCCAUUCGUAACUGAGCUUGCGCCGAUUGAGUUAUCAAUAUCAAGAUAUUUUAAUAGUGGAUUUUAUGGUUUCUCGGGAAAGGGGUUGGUCGGGUGAUGCGGUUUUGGAUUAUAUUUGUUCUCAUUACAUCUUGUGAAUUCGUGAUGGGUUGAAGUUGUAUAUUUUAACAUUGCGGGUAAUGUGACUUCAUGAGCCUUGUAAAUUUACAUUGACUUGCUGAGUGCCGGGUUUUGGUUCGCCUGGACAGCCCUCUCUCUACUUUAAAUAAUAAAUAGCAAUUUAUUUCUUGAAGUUUUCUAUC